CUCUCACUCCUACCGGCGUCUUUCGUUUGCUUUCGUCCUCGCACCUUCUCUCUUUCUCCAGUCCGACAUCCCACCGUCGUCAAUAUUUUCAUCUGCGAAUGCACAACGUACAACAACGUAACGCAAGUAUAGUAUAAUCGUUCAGCUUCACUUCAGCAUUCAGCAGUCGAGUUUCUGACGUCGCCGGGUUCUCUACACGGACAAGUUUUUAUCUCUCCGCGAAUCAAAUCGCUUUUUUUUCUAAACCAUUUGUUCUCUUACCGAACCGUAAUAUUAUUUAACAUAAGUCGCGCAAUUCAUAUUAAACUCAAACACCUGUUUUUCCCGAUCGGCCGUCAUCCACGUCUUUUAAAAUCUAUUCGAUCUCCUUUUCUGUCUCCCCGCUCCACCUCCUCGCUCCUGCUUCAUUCUGCUAAGAGGGAAAUUUUUGUUUGUAUCACACGUCCGCGGAUAAAUAUCGUUAAAUAUCUCCGUGAAUGAGCGACAAAAUGACUUCGAAAGUCGCCGAUUUCUAUCGUGACAAAAGCGUAUUCAUAACCGGCGGUACUGGUUUCCUUGGUAUCUGUUUAAUUGAGAAAUUAUUGAGAUGCUGUCCAGAUAUAAAAAAUAUUUAUAUGCUCAUGCGACCGAAAAAGGGCAAAGAAAUUGCCGAACGACUCGAAGAAGUUAUCAGUAAUUCGGUAUUCGAAAGGCUAAUAGAAGAGAAAGGCAGAGAAUCUUUCAAAAAAUUGAUUCCCAUAGCCGGCGACGUUGGUCAAGAAAAUCUUGGUCUUUCUUCUACCGAUAGACUCAUUCUUGUCGAACACGUACACGUUGUUUUCCACUCGGCAGCUUCCUUGGAUUUUGAAGCCAGUCUCAAAACGGCAGUCGAUAUUAAUUUGUUGGGGACUCGAAGAGUAGCCCAGCUCAGUCAAGAAAUUAGAAAUCUCCAGGCUCUCGUUCACGUAUCAAGCGCAUACGUCAAUUCGUUCCUCUUAGAUGUCAAAGAACAAAUUUAUCCAGCUCCAAUGAAUGUGGAUGAACUUUUGAAGCUCGUAGAAGAGACGGACGAGGCGGCUCUCAACGCAGCUACGCCUAAAAUUAUAAAAGAUCAUCCGAACGCGUAUACAUUUACAAAGCAUCUGGCUGAACACGAGAUUGUGAAAGCGAAUUUGCGUUCGGCGAUCGUAAGACCUUCCAUGAUAACAGGAUCUUGGAAAGAACCUCUCCCUGGAUGGACAAUCUCAAAAAAUGGACCUCAAGGCUUUCUAAUGGGAGCGAGCCGAGGAGUUGUCCGAAGAUUACCCGCUAAUAAAAAUGUCAUUUACGACUACAUUCCUGUUGAUAUCGUAGUCAAUGCUCUUCUCGUAUCGGCAUAUUUUGUCGCUACCGAAACAAACGCCAGUAUCAAGGUUUACCACUUGACGUCUGGGACGUGCAAUCCAUUCAGUUGGAGCGGCAUCGAUGAUAAAAUUAACUCAUUUUUACAUAAAUAUCCAUUGUGCGGAGCCGUUUGGUAUCCAUAUUUGAAGCUUCUACCCUCAAUAUGGAUGUAUAGACUAUCGGCAUUUUUCGUUCACAUGAUUCCGGCUUAUAUACUCGAUACGAUCACGCGGUUAGCGGGCGGUCGACCAAUAUUGGUUCGUCUCCACACCAACGUUAAUAAUUCUCUGGAUCGUUUGGAAAAAUUCAUCUUCACGGAAUGGAAAUUCCAUAAUCCGCGAACCCUCGAGCUGCACGAAACGUUAUCAAACGAGGACAAACGAAUGUUUACGGUCGACGUUAGACCCAUCGUUUGGAAGGAUUAUUUCAUCGAUCUGACGAAAGGCGUUCGCGUUUAUCUGAGCAAGGAACCACUGAAAAAUCUCGAUAAAGCGCGUUCCAAGGACACCAUGCUGAUGUGGGUACAUCUUGGGUUCCAAGCGGCCCUUUUCGGUUUCAUCUGGUGGAUUUUCAAGGCAUUGCUCGGCUCAACUUGGACAAAUACCGGCAUGGUCGUACCCAUAGCAUAUCUCUUAUUCAGUCAACUUUGUACAAAAAGGAACGUCUUACAAAGAGACCUCGUGUCUACCAAAGAACUCAGCUUACGUUUCAGUAGUGUUCCGCGACAACCGGUCUCUAACUCCAGAAUAAUCAUGGAACCAACAUCAACUAUAUCCGAAUGGUUUCGUGACAAAAAUAUCCUCGUUACCGGAUCAACCGGAUUUAUGGGCAAAGUUUUGCUCGCAAAACUCCUUACCAGUUGUCCGGAUAUUGGGAAAAUAUACUUGCUUGUGAGAGAAAAGAAAGGCGUCGAUCCUAAAACGAGACUCAAUUCUAUCGUUCAGCAAGAACCUUUCAAGGAAGUGCGUGAAAAUUGUCCCGAGCGGCUCAAGAAAUUGCUCGUCAUUUCCGGAGACACUUCGACCGAUGGACUCGGAUUGUCGACCUUGAACAAUGAACUUCUCAUCAAUGUGAUUUCAGUUAUAUUCCACAUGGCUGCUAAUGUCAAGUUCGAUUUGCCGCUCAAGUCAGCUGUGAAUUUCAAUACACGUGGCACGUCCAAUAUACUCGUACUCGCUAAACAGAUGAAAAAACUGGAAGCUUUCAUACACGUUUCAACCGCAUACUGCAAUUGUCACGAAUCCGUUUUGGAGGAACGUGCCUACCCGACUGAAGUAUCGCCCGAGAGCAUUUUAUCAUUGGUACAAACAACGAGUGAUGAUCUAUUGGAAAAAAUGACUCCGGAUUUAAUUGGAAAAGAGCCAAAUACUUAUGCCUUCAGCAAAGUCCUCAGCGAGGAUCUUGUCAGUCGAUCUGGAUUGCCUGUAGGAAUAGCUCGACCCUCUAUAGUUACGGCCUCGUUCAAAGAACCAGUACCGGGGUGGAUAGAAAAUAUGAAUGGACCAACCGGCUUGAUGAUCGGCGCAGGCAAAGGCGUGAUAAGGACUAUGCUCUGCAAUAAAGAACUUUUGGCUGAUUUGAUACCUUGCGAUCUCGUCAUAAACGCGAUAAUCGCGCUUGCAUGGAAAGUUGGAAACGAAAAUUCAAACAAGCCCAUUUUCAUGAAUGUUACCGAAAGUGGCAGAAAUCCUUUGACUUGGGAGAACGCCCUUGAAACUGGAAAAAAGCAUGCCCUCGCAAAUCCAUUUUCAGGCCCACUCUGGUAUCCCGGAGGAAGUUUAACCUCGAACAAAUUUUAUCACCAUCUUCGGGUUCUUUUGUUUCACCUUCUUCCUGCAUAUUUUCUGGAUACGAUAUUGGUAUUGAUGGCGCAAAAACCCUUUCUAGUAAGAAUUCAGACUAAGGUGACUGCGGGUCUCGAACUCCUCGUGUACUACACAACGAAGCAAUGGGAUUUCCGGAACAAUUGUUUACUGGAAUUGGAAAAGCAAAUGAGUCCGGAGGAUCGGGAUACUUUUUUCACGGACUCGAGAAACAUCGAUUGGGACGAAUAUAUGAAAAUGUACAUUUUGGGUACGCGGAAAUUUUGUCUUAAGGAUGAUCCGUCGACGUUGCCGCAAGCGAGAAAAGUUUUCCAAUAUCUUCGUAUCGCUGAUUUCUUUGUAAAAAUGGUGUUUAUUGGCUCGAUCGCCUGGUUCGGUUAUUCAUGGUUGAGUCAAUUGAGAAUACCCACAAGACAAUUGGUCGGUGUCAAUGAAUUUUGAUUUGAAUCGUCCGUCACUCGUUAUUGAAAGAUAAGGAAAAAACAAAAGUGUUAUAUGGAAAAUACGAGCAGAAUGUAUAUUCCUAGAAUUGAAUGUGGAACAGUUCUCAGUUGUCUCAAAGUCAUAGGGAAAAUGUGCAAUUCGAUCGUAAACGCGUGAUAAGGUCUUUCGUCGAGGGUUCAUUCAACGAUUAAAUCUACUCAUCGUGCUUCGUAGCUGCUAUAUUCACGAUUACUAAAUAUGAAUUUGGCUCAUUGCAUAUGUGCCUCAAAAUGCUCAAAACAUUUACCUACUACUAUUGCAUUAUCCUUAAUUUGUAUUUUUAUGUAAACAUAAAAUAUUCUUAUUUUUCCAA
This is a messenger RNA of Venturia canescens, 3981 nucleotides long. RefSeq lists its product as uncharacterized. Bases 477 to 3626 code for a protein of 1049 amino acids. Gene Ontology annotation, cellular component: peroxisome. The transcript is spliced from 14 exons. Gene Ontology annotation, molecular function: alcohol-forming very long-chain fatty acyl-CoA reductase (NADP+) activity. Gene Ontology annotation, biological process: long-chain fatty-acyl-CoA metabolic process. NCBI's taxonomy places the organism in Eukaryota, Metazoa, Arthropoda, Insecta, Hymenoptera, Ichneumonidae. The record is from RefSeq and is a predicted model, not a curated record.